AUGGCAGGUUUAGUAGAUUAUGGAAGCAGCGAUGAGGAGGAUUCACUUCAGAUUGACAACCCGCAGACUUCCUCGAACACUUCUGGAGAUAUAAUAUCCAACAAUUCACCUACCAAUGGUACAGCACAAGAUGUGCGGCCACACGCGAAAGAGCUUCCAUCUACAGAAACCUCACGGACUAUCGAACUACCAAGCAAUCCAAAACCAAACGCUCCGCUCGUGGGACCGCAAUUGGGGCCAGUCGAGGCGACUGACUUGUCAGAAUUAGAGGAUGCCAUGAGCGGGGAACGAGAUGGAGAACCACAGUCACCAUACUCCGCGAAUCGAGCUUUGUUACGAGAUCUUACCCUCCCGACAGUCCCUAAUUACGAUAUCCCCCCUUCACCCCCAGGCUCACCAGUAGCCAGUACGAAUGCGAAAUUUAAGCACUUCCUCGAACUUAAGAAGCAAGGGACACAUUUCAAUGAAAAGCUUGCAAAGUCAGCGGCGCUCAAAAAUCCGAGUUUGAUGCAGAAGCUCAUGGACUUCGCAGAUAUUGACGAAGCGGAACAAUAUGCAACAAUCCUUCCUCAGGAUCUAUGGAACCCGGCCGGAUUUCCUGAGUAUGCUUAUAAGGAGGAACUCGCGAAAAGCCAACAAAAAAUCUUGAAGGAUAGAGAGGAAAGGAAAGCUCGAGGCCAGAGAGAAGCUCUGGACUUUGUACCUGCAACAGCCUCGGGCGACCCUCGCAGCGCGAUUUCAAAUACUAGUGGCAUCAAUGGAAAGGGACAAAAAAGCACCGCCGAACGAAUCAUGGCGGUACUUGAUAAGGGCAGGCCUAAUUCGUCAAACACGCAAGGCGUCAAGAGAAAGACAAGAUUUGAGAGUUGAGAUUCACGGCCUGUUGAUGAAGACACAUUCAAAACCAAAACAAGACGGUUCAAGCAUCGACUUAAGGACUAUGUACGACUUUAGGUCUUUACUUGGGAGGUCUGCGAUAAAAGGAAAGACCUUGGGACACUUGGAACACUCGAGAUUCCAUCAUCAUAAGGUCCCAGGGUCGAGAGCCUUGGUUGUCAUCAGAUGACAAGAGACUCAGAGACUUUGUUUUACAAUAGUCCAGCAGACCCAUGAUAUUACUUCUGAUAUUGUUUCUACUUCUCGUGUAUUCACGAGAUCCGAGCAUGCAUAUAUAUCACGAGAUAUUUAAUGUAUUUGACUAAUCUCAAAAAGAAGGGAAACGGGUCAAAGUAGAAUUUGGAUUGAGGCUCUCUGAAUAUUUGAUGAUAUUCAAUAUAGUGAGGGCGAAGAAUUAGAAAGAAAUCUAGGCUGAUCCAAAUUCCACACGAAAACAUCUUACUCGUGGCUUAAAUGUCCACCACCCCCACUGGCCAUAUGGCAUACAUUUAUGUUAUAUCCACAUUCAUCAUUAUUAUUAGUCUCAGUUCCACCCCAACAUGGGGAAAAAUCGAUUUCUAUAACUACUUGUACGAGUAUAUGUAAUGAAGAUGACGUUUGUCCGUGCGUAGAAGCUUAUUACUGGUGUUUAUGUUAUUUUGUUUUCGCAGAUCAUUUUCGAUAAUA
Molecule: messenger RNA, 1563 nt
Organism: Botrytis porri
Lineage: Eukaryota; Fungi; Ascomycota; Leotiomycetes; Helotiales; Sclerotiniaceae
Exons: 3
Coding region: 1-870 (289 amino acids)
Biological process (GO): regulation of DNA-templated transcription
Cellular component (GO): nucleus
Source: RefSeq, a predicted model, not a curated record